AUGGCAGAAGGGGGUGUGACCGAUCUAGCCUUGGAUGAGACUCAGAAAGAACUUCAGGAAUGUCCUAUCUGUUACACUGAGUACAAGGAUCCUAGGAUGCUAGACUGCUCACACAGCUUCUGCCUGAAAUGUCUCCAAGAACUCAGACUGACACAAAAUAAGGAUGACAAGAAUAUUGUCUGUCCGUUGUGUCGCAAGGAAACUGCCCUGACUGGAGCUGGCGUGGACAUGCUACCUGGAGGAUCAAAGGAUGUCAAUCAACAGGAACAGACUGAAGGUCAGGGGUUAAAAGUCAUGUGUCAGGCAUGUGAUGAGGAGAACGAAGCUAUUUCUCGAUGUAGGGAUUGCAAGCAUUAUCUCUGUCAAGAAUGCCUGAAGGCACACAAUCGAUUGGCAUCACUGAGGGCUCACAAGAUUGUGGCUUUGACAGAGCUAAAUGUUGAGUCAGAAGAAAUAACAGAGGACAUUGAACUCAAGAAAGUCCCCAAGUGUUGCAAGCAUACAGAUCAUGAUCUCUGUCUGUAUUGUGACACAUGUGAAGUCCUCAUAUGCAAUGAAUGCACAAACUUCGAUCACAGAGAAUCCCUGCAUUCUCACAUCAGUGUUGAUGAGGCAUUCAGCAAAUGUAAACAAGAAGUAAAUGAAUCUGCAUCUAAAACAGAAGAGUACAUUAAAGCAUUCCUUUCUGCCAACCCCGUUUCAGUAGAUCAUUCACGUUACAGACUUGACAUGAUGCUGGCAAAAACUUACUCUCAAAUUACACUGAAAGCAGAAAAAGAAAUCACCAAAAUCAGAGAGAAAGAAAAACAACUCAAAAAAGAGGCCAGAGACAUUGUCAUUAAACGAGAUAUGGAAUUUGCAUAUGCAACAAUACCAGAGCAGACUCUGAGUAAAGUGAAUGAAGUGAUGACUACUGCAACAUACUAUGAGAUCCUGGAGUCCAAGAAGAAAAUGCUGCGGGAUUUGAAUGAGCAGGUGAAGGUGCAUAAGAGUUUGGAUAUCAAGCAUGGGAAGUCAUUCCUUGGCUUUAAGGAGAGUGAAGAGGAUGUUCAGCUUGGAACUCUGCUCUUGGAGGAGAAAUGGGAGAGAGAUGAAACCUUUGCAAAUGUGUACGGCAGCGGCCAACUUGCAGCGUACUCCACAACUCUAGCCAUCAACAAGGAUGACCAACUUCUGAUCCUAGACAAUCCUGCAGUCAAGAUCUUCAACAAGGAAUACCAGCUCCUUCAUCAGUUCCUACCGGGUAAAGAGGCCGGCGUGGACGGCACGCCGACAUGCCUGGCAGUGGACAGCAGCAAUCUGAUAGCAGACUGGUUGAUCUUAGUUCUUUAA
Messenger RNA from Patiria miniata (bat star), 1332 nucleotides. RefSeq names its product tripartite motif-containing protein 45-like. Gene Ontology annotation, cellular component: chromatin; nucleoplasm. The transcript has 3 exons. The record is from RefSeq and is a predicted model, not a curated record. Lineage: Eukaryota; Metazoa; Echinodermata; Asteroidea; Valvatida; Asterinidae. Gene Ontology annotation, molecular function: zinc ion binding; ubiquitin-protein transferase activity. Bases 1 to 1332 code for a protein of 443 amino acids. Gene Ontology annotation, biological process: positive regulation of DNA-templated transcription.